AUGGAGUCCAGCCUGGCCCUCCUGCUAGCCCUGGCCACGGUGCCCUUCCAGCCUGGCGGCGGCCAGUCCCUUCAUGUGGAUCCCCCUGAGCCUGAGGUAGCGGUGGCCAGGGGCACAUCCCUCCAGCUCACCUGCAGCCUGUCCUGUGAUGAGGACAUAGCCCGGGUGCAGUGGCGUGGACUGGACACCGACCUGGGCAAUGUGCAGAACCUCCCUGACAGCAGCAUCCUCUCUAUACACGGCAUGCUGACAGACACAGGCACCCGUACGUGUGUGGGCUCCUGUGGGACCCGCACCCUCCAGCACCGCACGAUGAUCCUUGUCUAUGCCUUCCCAGACCAGCUGGUGAUGUCCCCAGAGACACUUGCACCUGGACAGGACCAAGAAGUGGCCUGCACGGCCCACAACAUCUCAGGCCCAGACAGACUCUCCUUCGCCCUGCUACUGGGAAACCAGACACUGGAGGGUGUCCGGGCCCUGGAACCAGAGCAAGAAGAGGAGACACAGGAGGCCGAGGGCAUGCCGCUGUUCCGAAUGACGCAGCGCUGGCUGUUACCCUCCCUGGAGACCCCUCCCCCUCCUGCCCUUUACUGCCAGGUCACCAUGCAGAUGUUCAACCUAACGCUGACCCACAGGAUGGAGCUUCCAGUCCUACAGAGCCGGACCUCACCAGAGCCCACCACCACCACCUCUACCGAGCCCUACUUUGUGACCCCAUCACACACUACUGAGACCAGCUCCACUGGGCUCCCCAGCACAACCCUGCCAUCUACCCUUCCUCACUCCGCACUUAGCCCCAGGACUCUGAACUCCGCUGGAACCUGCCAUCCCGAGAUCCACCAGGACCAGGAGGCCGGCUGGCAGCUUCUCUGUGAGGCGCGCUGUGAGCCUGGAGUGACUGUGCGCUGGACCCUGGCUCCUGGCGACCUGGCAGCCUACCACAAGAGGGAGGCCGGGGCCCAGGCAUGGCUAAGCAUGCCACCCCCAGGUCCCAUUCCUGAGGGCUGGUUCCAGUGUCGCAUGGACCCAGGGGGGCAGGUAGCCAGUCUGUAUGUCUCCGGCCAGGUGGUCCCAAAAGCCUCCUCCGUCAUCACCCUAUGGAUUGGCAGCUUGGCGUUGGGACUGCUCGCGCUGGCCUUCCUUGCCUACCGCCUGUGGAAAUGCUACCCACCAAGUCCUCACCCAGACACCAGCUCAUGCACCCUCCUAUGA
This is a messenger RNA of Chionomys nivalis (European snow vole), 1212 nucleotides long. RefSeq names its product mucosal vascular addressin cell adhesion molecule 1 (gene Madcam1). Gene Ontology annotation, molecular function: integrin binding involved in cell-matrix adhesion. The transcript has 5 exons. Lineage: Eukaryota; Metazoa; Chordata; Mammalia; Rodentia; Cricetidae. The coding region runs from base 1 to 1212 and encodes 403 amino acids. The record is from RefSeq and is a predicted model, not a curated record. Gene Ontology annotation, cellular component: membrane. Gene Ontology annotation, biological process: positive regulation of lymphocyte migration; leukocyte tethering or rolling; heterotypic cell-cell adhesion.